Messenger RNA from Siniperca chuatsi (mandarin fish), 5900 nucleotides. RefSeq names its product protocadherin Fat 4-like. Gene Ontology annotation, biological process: homophilic cell-cell adhesion. Gene Ontology annotation, molecular function: calcium ion binding. NCBI's taxonomy places the organism in Eukaryota, Metazoa, Chordata, Actinopteri, Centrarchiformes, Sinipercidae. Gene Ontology annotation, cellular component: plasma membrane. The record is from RefSeq and is a predicted model, not a curated record.
AGCAGUCGGGAUUGCCAUGAACAGCAUGAGCCAGGACGGCACAAUGGGAUUUCUUUGUUCCACAAUUUAGGAUAAGUGGAAUCUUUAGGACCAUAAACGUGUGUAUACAGGUUAUAAUCGGAACCUGGUGGGAAGAAACAGAGGAUUUUCUGGUUUUCUUCACAGACUUGUCGACGGGAACGAUGGGAUGGCAAGUGCUGUUGUUUAUCUCGGUGCUCUCUCUCAGUGUAGUGCACGGGCAGGUCAGCUACUCCAUUCCCGAGGAAAUGUCAAAGGGGGCUCUAAUAGGCAAUAUUGCCCAGGAUUUAGGUUUAGGUGUGGAAAGGCUGAAGUCCGGUAAAGCUCGUAUUUAUACUGGUAACAGUGAGGAAUAUAUUGAGCUGAAGAGAGAUAGAGGAGUCCUCCUUAUUAAAGAUAGGAUAGACAGAGAAUCUCUAUGCGGUCAAACAAUGCCUUGCGCACUACAUUUUCAAAUGAUCCUGGAAAACCCAAUGGAGUUUUACACGGUUACUGUCGAAAUUACCGAUAUAAAUGACAACCCUCCCACAUUUGAGAGAGGUGAGAUGAAAUAUGAAAUUAGCGAAUCAGCCCUUACUGGUGCUCGAUUCGUCUUAGAGAAAGCCAUAGACGAUGAUGUAGGUGUAAACGGACUGAACAGCUACGCCCUAAAACCCAGUGAUAAUUUCGUUCUGAAAACGAUCAGCAGAGGAGAUGGGACUAAACAUGUCGAGAUGGUUUUACAAACACCAUUAGACCGAGAGAAUCAUGAGCAUAUAUCAUUAAUACUAACUGCUCUGGAUGGUGGCGAACCACAGCUUUCGGGGACAAUGCAGAUUAUCAUAACUGUGUUAGACGUCAAUGACAACCCGCCUGUUUGCUCAAAGCUGGAAUAUAAGGCAAGUGUUACAGAGAACGCUCCUGUUGGCACUGCGAUAACUACGGUAGGAGCUACAGACAUAGAUAAAGGCAAUAACGGAAAAGUAACAUACACGAUUCCAAAAUCUGGAGCAGCGGGUCUCUUUAAAAUUGAUGCCAAUAAUGGACUAUUGACUUUAACUGGUAAUGUAGAUUAUGAAAAAAGGAGACUUUAUGAACUAGAUGUUCAGGUGUCAGAUCAGGGGGGAUUAUCCGACGCAUGUAAAGUAAUCGUGGAUGUGACAGAUACAAAUGAUAACCCUCCGUCCAUUAACAUCAUGUCUAACUCAAACACAGUUUCUGAGAACAUAAAACCGGGAACGGUUGUAACAAUGCUUAAUAUACAAGAUCCGGACUCAAAUGAUAACGGCAAAGUCAUGUGUGUUUUAAACGAAAAUAUUCCUUUUGUCAUUAAAUCAACAACAAAUAAUUUCUUUACCGUUGUAACAGACAGUGAUUUAGACAGAGAGACAGCCUCUGAGUAUAAUAUAACUGUGACCUGCUCCGAUGAGGGAGUGCCCUCCCUCUCCAGCAGCGUCACUCUCACCUUACAGAUCUCUGAUGUGAAUGACAACGCGCCUGUCUUUGAGAGGAGCUCAUAUGAGGCCUACAUUGUAGAAAACAACACACCAGGCCUCUCUAUAUUCACGGUGAAAGCCAGAGACGCUGACUGGAACCAGAAUGCCCGUGUUUCUUACAUACUGGAGGACUCCUCUGUUAACGGAGUGCCAGUCUCCUCAUAUGUGUCCGUUAGUGCUGAUAGUGGAGUCAUCCAUGCAGUGCGCUCUUUUGACUACGAGCAGAUCAAAGACUUCCACGUCCGCGUCAAAGCGCAGGAUGGAGGCUCCCCUCCACUCAGCAGCAAUGUGACUGUGAAAAUAAUGAUCCAGGACCAGAACGACAACCCGCCUCAGGUUCUGUACCCAGUCCAGACUGGUGGCUCUCUGGUGGCUGAAAUGGUGCCUCGUUCAGCAGAUGUGGGCUAUCUGGUCACUAAAGUGGUGGCUGUUGAUGUGGACUCUGGACAGAAUGCCUGGCUCUCCUAUAAACUGCAGAAAGCCGCAGACAGGGCGCUGUUUGAAGUGGGCUUACAGAAUGGAGAAAUAAGAACUGUCCGCCAAGUCACUGAUAAAGAUGCUGUGAAACAAAGACUGACUGUUAUAGUGGAGGACAACGGGCAGCCCUCUCGUUCAGCUACAGUCAUUGUUAACGUGGCGGUGGCGGACAGCUUCCCUGAAGUGCUGUCGGAGUUCACUGACUUUACACACGACAAGGAGUACAACGACAACCUGACUUUUUACUUAGUGUUGGCUCUGGCUGUAGUUUCCUUCCUCUUCAUCACGUGUUUAGUGGUUAUUAUAUCAGUGAAAAUCUACAGAUGGAGACAGUCUCGCAUCCUGUAUCACUCCAGCCUCCCUGUGAUUCCGUAUUAUCCACCACGUUACUCGGACACUUUGGGGACAGGGACUCUCCAACACGUGUACAAUUACGAGGUGUGCAGGACGACUGACUCCAGAAAGAGUGACAGUAAGUUCGGCAGAGCUGGUAGUCAGAACGUGCUGAUAAUGGACCCCAGUUCUACAGGGACGAUGCAGCGGAUACAGAGUGAAAAGAGCAUCCUGGAUGAGCCAGACUCUCCUCUAGAGAUCUCUGAUGUGAAUGACAACGCGCCUGUCUUUGAGAGGAGCUCAUAUGAGGCCUACAUUGUAGAAAACAACACACCAGGCCUCUCUAUAUUCACGGUGAAAGCCAGAGACGCUGACUGGAACCAGAAUGCCCGUGUUUCUUACAUACUGGAGGACUCCUCUGUUAACGGAGUGCCAGUCUCCUCAUAUGUGUCCGUUAGUGCUGAUAGUGGAGUCAUCCAUGCAGUGCGCUCUUUUGACUACGAGCAGAUCAAAGACUUCCACGUCCGCGUCAAAGCGCAGGAUGGAGGCUCCCCUCCACUCAGCAGCAAUGUGACUGUGAAAAUAAUGAUCCAGGACCAGAACGACAACCCGCCUCAGGUUCUGUACCCAGUCCAGACUGGUGGCUCUCUGGUGGCUGAAAUGGUGCCUCGUUCAGCAGAUGUGGGCUAUCUGGUCACUAAAGUGGUGGCUGUUGAUGUGGACUCUGGACAGAAUGCCUGGCUCUCCUAUAAACUGCAGAAAGCCGCAGACAGGGCGCUGUUUGAAGUGGGCUUACAGAAUGGAGAAAUAAGAACUGUCCGCCAAGUCACUGAUAAAGAUGCUGUGAAACAAAGACUGACUGUUAUAGUGGAGGACAACGGGCAGCCCUCUCGUUCAGCUACAGUCAUUGUUAACGUGGCGGUGGCGGACAGCUUCCCUGAAGUGCUGUCGGAGUUCACUGACUUUACACACGACAAGGAGUACAACGACAACCUGACUUUUUACUUAGUGUUGGCUCUGGCUGUAGUUUCCUUCCUCUUCAUCACGUGUUUAGUGGUUAUUAUAUCAGUGAAAAUCUACAGAUGGAGACAGUCUCGCAUCCUGUAUCACUCCAGCCUCCCUGUGAUUCCGUAUUAUCCACCACGUUACUCGGACACUUUGGGGACAGGGACUCUCCAACACGUGUACAAUUACGAGGUGUGCAGGACGACUGACUCCAGAAAGAGUGACAGUAAGUUCGGCAGAGCUGGUAGUCAGAACGUGCUGAUAAUGGACCCCAGUUCUACAGGGACGAUGCAGCGGAUACAGAGUGAAAAGAGCAUCCUGGAUGAGCCAGACUCUCCUCUAGAGAUCUCUGAUGUGAAUGACAACGCGCCUGUCUUUGAGAGGAGCUCAUAUGAGGCCUACAUUGUAGAAAACAACACACCAGGCCUCUCUAUAUUCACAGUGAAAGCCAGAGACGCUGACUGGAACCAGAAUGCCCGUGUUUCUUACAUACUGGAGGACUCCUCUGUUAACGGAGUGCCAGUCUCCUCAUAUGUGUCCGUUAGUGCUGAUAGUGGAGUCAUCCAUGCAGUGCGCUCUUUUGACUACGAGCAGAUCAAAGACUUCCACUUCCGCGUCAAAGCGCAGGAUGGAGGCUCCCCUCCACUCAGCAGCAAUGCGACUGUGAAAAUAAUGAUCCAGGACCAGAACGACAACCCGCCUCAGGUUCUGUACCCAGUCCAGACCGGUGGCUCUCUGGUGGCUGAAAUGGUGCCUCGUUCAGCAGAUGUGGGCUAUCUGGUCACUAAAGUGGUGGCUGUUGAUGUGGACUCUGGACAGAAUGCCUGGCUCUCCUAUAAACUGCAGAAAGCCGCAGACAGGGCGCUGUUUGAAGUGGGCUUACAGAAUGGAGAAAUAAGAACUGUCCGCCAAGUCACUGAUAAAGAUGCUGUGAAACAAAGACUGACUGUUAUAGUGGAGGACAACGGGCAGCCCUCUCGUUCAGCUACAGUCAUUGUUAACGUGGCGGUGGCGGACAUUCCUGAAGUGCUGUCGGAGUUCACUGACUUUACACACGACAAGGAGUACAACGACAACCUGACUUUUUACUUAGUGUUGGCUCUGGCUGUAGUUUCCUUCCUCUUCAUCACGUGUUUAGUGGUUAUUAUAUCAGUGAAAAUCUACAGAUGGAGACAGUCUCGCAUCCUGUAUCACUCCAGCCUCCCUGUGAUUCCGUAUUAUCCACCACGUUACUCGGACACUUUGGGGACAGGGACUCUCCAACACGUGUACAAUUACGAGGUGUGCAGGACGACUGACUCCAGAAAGAGUGACAGUAAGUUCGGCAGAGCUGGUAGUCAGAACGUGCUGAUAAUGGACCCCAGUUCUACAGGGACGAUGCAGCGGAUACAGAGUGAAAAGAGCAUCCUGGAUGAGCCAGACUCUCCUCUAGAGAUCUCUGAUGUGAAUGACAACGCGCCUGUCUUUGAGAGGAGCUCAUAUGAGGCCUACAUUGUAGAAAACAACACACCAGGCCUCUCUAUAUUCACAGUGAAAGCCAGAGACGCUGACUGGAACCAGAAUGCCCGUGUUUCUUACAUACUGGAGGACUCCUCUGUUAACGGAGUGCCAGUCUCCUCAUAUGUGUCUGUUAGUGCUGAUAGUGGAGUCAUCCAUGCAGUGCGCUCUUUUGACUACGAGCAGAUCAAAGACUUCCACUUCCGCGUCAAAGCGCAGGAUGGAGGCUCCCCUCCACUCAGCAGCAAUGUGACUGUGAAAAUAAUGAUCCAGGACCAGAACGACAACCCGCCUCAGGUUCUGUACCCAGUCCAGACUGGUGGCUCUCUGGUGGCUGAAAUGGUGCCUCGUUCAGCAGAUGUGGGCUAUCUGGUCACUAAAGUGGUGGCUGUUGAUGUGGACUCUGGACAGAAUGCCUGGCUCUCCUAUAAACUGCAGAAAGCCGCAGACAGGGCGCUGUUUGAAGUGGGCUUACAGAAUGGAGAAAUAAGAACUGUCCGCCAAGUCACUGAUAAAGAUGCUGUGAAACAAAGACUGACUGUUAUAGUGGAGGACAACGGGCAGCCCCCUCGUUCAGCUACAGUCAUUGUUAACGUGGCGGUGGCGGACAGCUUCCCUGAAGUGCUGUCGGAGUUCACUGACUUUACACACGACAAGGAGUACAACGACAACCUGACUUUUUACUUAGUGUUGGCUCUGGCCGUAGUUUCCUUCCUCUUCAUCACGUGUUUAGUGGUUAUUAUAUCAGUGAAAAUCUACAGAUGGAGACAGUCUCGCAUCCUGUAUCACUCCAGCCUCCCUGUGAUUCCGUAUUAUCCACCACGUUACUCGGACACUUUGGGGACAGGGACUCUCCAACACGUGUACAAUUACGAGGUGUGCAGGACGACUGACUCCAGAAAGAGUGACAGUAAGUUCGGCAGAGCUGGUAGUCAGAACGUGCUGAUAAUGGACCCCAGUUCUACGGGGACGAUGCAGCGGAUACAGAGUGAAAAGAGCAUCCUGGAUGAGCCAGACUCUCCUCUAGAGGUUAGACUGCUUUUAUACCGUUUUAAUGUAUUCUUAAUUAUUUAUAAUUGAUAAUACCCAACAUGU